Molecule: messenger RNA, 1519 nt
Organism: Prunus mume (Japanese apricot)
Lineage: Eukaryota; Viridiplantae; Streptophyta; Magnoliopsida; Rosales; Rosaceae
Product: putative glucose-6-phosphate 1-epimerase
Biological process (GO): carbohydrate metabolic process
Cellular component (GO): cytoplasm
Molecular function (GO): glucose-6-phosphate 1-epimerase activity; carbohydrate binding
Source: RefSeq, a predicted model, not a curated record
CUUAUUUUCUUGACACAAACUUGACAGUUGCUGCUACUACAAAAUAUAACACCCUCUCUCUCUCUCUCUCUCUCUCUCUCUAUAAAUAAGCGUCGGGCAACAAGAACCAGAAGAAGAAGCGGAGAGCGAUCGAUCGAUCGUGAGAGAGAGAGUUUCAGAGUAUGAGUAGCGAUAAGGCUCCCAUUGCUGCUGCUUCUGCUUCUGCUGCUGCAGCCACCAAUGCGUUGAGUGGUAGUAGCGGGAGUGGCGGUGUUGCUGCUGCUAAUGCCAAUGCGAAGCUUCUUCAUCCUGGCGCUGAAUUCAGCAAGGGCAUCAAUGGCCUCGAGAAGGUCGUCCUCCGUGAUCCGCGUGGCAGUGUCGCCGAGGUGUAUUUGUAUGGGGGUCAUGUAACAUCAUGGAAGAAUGAUCAUGGAGAGGAAUUGCUAUUUGUUAGCAGUAAGGCUAUAUUUAAACCUCCAAAAGCUAUUCGUGGGGGAAUCCCAAUAUGCUUUCCUCAGUUUUCAAAUCUUGGUUCUCUUGAUGCGCAUGGAUUUGCUAGAAACAGAUUUUGGAGCGUUGACCCUGAUCCAUCUCCUUUUCCAACAAAUACCUCCAAUAAGGUUGCUGUUGAUUUGAUCCUUAGGCCUAGUGAAGAAGAUAUGAAGACCUGGCCUCACAGUUAUGAGUACCGACUACGGGUAGCUUUGGGACCUGGAGGAGAUCUGACGUUGAUAUCUCGCAUCAGGAAUACUAACUCUGAUGGAAAGCCAUUCUCGUUCACAUUUGCAUAUCACACUUAUUUCUCUGUUUCAGAUAUCAGUGAAGUUCGUGUAGAAGGAUUGGAGACCUUGGAUUAUCUUGACAACUUGCAGAACAGGAAACGUUGCACUGAACAAGGUGAUGCUAUAACAUUUGAAUCAGAGGUUGACAAAAUAUAUCUCAGCACUCCUACAAAGAUUGCAAUUUUGGAUCAUGAGAAGAAGAGAACAUUUGUAAUACGCAAAGAUGGUCUUCCAGAUGCUGUGGUGUGGAAUCCCUGGGAUAAGAAGUCGAAGGCUAUGGCUGAUUUUGGAGAUGAUGAGUACAAGCAUAUGCUGUGUGUGGAGGCUGCUGCUAUUGAGAAACCUAUCACACUGAAACCUGGAGAGGAGUGGAGAGGAAGGCAGGAGCUUUCAGCUGUUCCUUCCAGUUACUGUAGUGGGCAACUUGAUCCUCGAAAGGUUCUCCAGGGCAGCUGAAAGUUCCAUCAUUCUGGCCUAUAUUUUGUACAGGUAUUUUGUUGCAAAUGUACAUGGGUCGGGACAAGAAAUUCUGCCCACUAUUUUCGCUCCGAAAUUUUUCUUGUGUUGGGUGAAAUGAUGGAUUCAUGAGUACAUAGGACUUGAGAUAAUAUGUUUUUGUUUAGUGGAUGACAUUUUCUGUUUAGACUGGAACAAACCCGAGUACAAUGAUCACACUUGCUAUGGUGGAUGAGAGAUUACAUGUUUCUAUUAAAUGAAAUCUCUUAUAUGGGUAUGGGUUGAUAGUAGAUGUUCUCCUC